Camelus dromedarius (Arabian camel) is the source of this 5508-nucleotide messenger RNA. RefSeq names its product tyrosine kinase 2 (gene TYK2). Gene Ontology annotation, molecular function: ATP binding; non-membrane spanning protein tyrosine kinase activity; growth hormone receptor binding. The transcript has 26 exons. The record is from RefSeq and is a predicted model, not a curated record. Lineage: Eukaryota; Metazoa; Chordata; Mammalia; Artiodactyla; Camelidae. Gene Ontology annotation, biological process: cytokine-mediated signaling pathway; growth hormone receptor signaling pathway via JAK-STAT; protein phosphorylation. Gene Ontology annotation, cellular component: cytosol; cytoskeleton; membrane. The coding region runs from base 847 to 4398 and encodes 1183 amino acids.
AGAAGCGCCCACAUUGCCUUGGGACUAGUUGAUGCCCGGUGGGUGCACGUCGCGGUUCCUUCCCCUGCCAGAGGGGCUUGCAAGAGGGGUUUGGAGGUUUCAGUGUGUGUGGGAUGCGGACCUCACCCAGACCCCAUCUUCCAAGCUGGGUCUGGACCCAGGGGGAACUAGGAAGAAGGAGAUGGGCACCCCAAAAGCCCCAUCCCCACGAUCUUAUCUAGAGCGUUAGUAAGAUAAUAAUAGUGAUUUUAGCUUAUUGCAUGCCAGGGCCGGGCCCUUUCCCUGCCUCAUCUCAUUGAAUCCUCCCAGCAACCCUUUGAGAUAGUGACUAUUACGUGCCCAUUUUCCAAAUGAGGAAACAGGCUGAGAGAAGUUGCUUCCUGACGAAUCCGACAUUGCGCUAUUAAAACAUUCUCUUUUCUGCGUCACUGUUUUAAAUCAGUAAUAUCCGUGGAAUCGUUGACAGACCCUCCCGGGAGAUACUGGGGACCUCAGGAAGCCUGGCCCUUUGAAAGAGAAAAAUCAUUGUGAUGAUAAAGCCAAUAAUAAGGACUUCAUUCUUGCUCUUCUCCGAUGUUAUUUUUUCAUGCCUAUUAUCAAGGGUAACCACGAGGGGAAAAUCCUGUAGUAAUUACAUCAAAACACAAAGACAGACAGCAGAAUAGGAAACGAGGAACAACGGAUCUGCAAAACAACCAGAAAACAACAAAAUGGCAAUGAUGGGGAAACUGAGGCCCAGCAUGGCUAAAUGACUUGCCUGAGUUGACACAGGAUUCACCUUCCAGGUCUGUCUGACCACACCUGUCUGCCUGGUUAUUUUGGAAAGCCCAGCCAGCUGUCAAGAGCAUGCCUCUGUGCCAUUGCGGGGCCACCACCAGGGGCAGAAAGCCCGAUGGGGAUGAAGCUCAGCCCAUGGCCACCAGAGGAGGCUUGAAGGUUCUUCUACACUGGGCUGGCCCUGGUGGUGGGGAGCCCUGGGUCACCUUCAGCGAGGCUACACUGACGGCAGAGGAGGUCUGCAUCCACAUCGCACACAAAGUCUGCAUCACUCCACCCUGCUUCAAUCUCUUCGCCCUCUUUGAUGCCCAGGCCCAGGUCUGGCUACCUCCAAACCACAUCCUAGAUAUCUCUGGAGACAGGAGCCUGACAUUGCACUUCCGCAUGAGGUUUUAUUUCCGGAACUGGCAUGGCAUGAAUCCUCAGGAGCCGGCUGUGUACCGCUGCGGGCCCCCAGGGGCUGAGGCUUCCUCAGAACAGGCAGAGAAAGGGAUACAACUCCUGGACCCAGCCUCCUUUGAGUACCUCUUUGAGCAGGGCAAGCAUGAAUUUGUCAAUGACGUGGCAUCGCUGUGGGAGCUGUCAAGUGAGGAGGAGAUCCACCACUUUCAGAACGAGAGCCUGGGCAUGGCCUUCCUGCACCUCUGCCACCUUGCUCUCCGCGAUGGUGUCCCCCUUGAGAAGGUGGCCAAGAAGAUCAGCUUCAAGGACUGCAUCCCAUGCUCCUUCCGACGGCAGAUCCAGCAGCACAACGUGUUGACACGGCUGCGCCUGCGCAGCAUCUUCCGCAGGUUCCUGAGGGCCUUCCAGCCGGGAUGCCUCUCCCAGCAGGUCGUCAUGGUUAAAUACCUGGCCACGCUGGAGCAGCUGGCACCCCGCUUUGGCACAGAGCGCGUGCCCGUGUGCCAUCUCGAGCUGCUGGCCCAGGCCGAGGGGGAGCCCUGCUACAUCCAGGACGGCGGGCAGGCCUCUCUGGACCCCGAGUCUGCCCCCGGACCCCCCACCCACGAGGUGCUGGUGUCGGGCACUGACGGCAUCCAGUGGCGGCUAAUACAGGCAGAGGGUCCCUGUGGUGGUGCUGAUGGUGACAGCAGCAGGAAUCCCCGUGCUGGCCCAUCUGGGAAGAAAGCCAAGGUCCAAGAAGAGGGCAACCAGCCAGCGGACAGGCCUCGGGAGACACCAUGGGCCUACUUCUGUGACUUCCAGGACAUCACUCACAUGGUGCUGAAAGAACGCCGUGUCAGCAUUCAUUGUCAGGACAACAAGUGCCUGGAGCUGACCCUGCCUUCCCGGGCUGCGGCCCUGUCCUUGGUGUCAUUGGUGGAUGGCUAUUUCCGCCUGACCGCCGACUCGAGCCACUACCUAUGCCACGAGGUGGCUCCUCCACGGCUGGUGAUGAGUAUCCAGGACGGUAUCCAUGGACCCCUGCUGGAGCCAUUCGUGCUGGCCAAGCUUCGGCCCGAGGAUGGCCUCUACCUCAUUCACUGGAGCACCAGCCACCUCAACCGCCUCAUCCUCACGGUGGCGCAGCGUGACCAGGCAUCUGGCCCGAAGGGCUUGCGCCUGCGGAAGUUCCCCAUAGAGGUACAAGCUGGGACCAUCACGCUGGAGGGCUGGGACCAGCCCUUCCCUAGCGUGCGGGAGCUGCGGGCUGCCCUGCAGGGAUGCUCCCUGCGGGCCGGCAACGACUGUUUUUCCCUGCGCCGCUGCUGCCUGCCCCGGCCAGGAGAGAUCUCCAACCUCAUCAUCAUGCGGGGGUCUCAGGCCAGCACCAGGCCACUCAACCUCAGCCACCUCAGCUUCCACCGCGUCCGCCAGGAAGACAUCACCCAGCUGUCCCACUUGGGCCAGGGCACAAGGACCAACGUGUAUGAGGGCGUCUUGCGAGUGGAGGGCGGAGGCCCCGAGGAGGACAAGGCAGGUGGCAGGGACCCCGCAACGGCCGACGAGGGCCGUGGGCAGGACCUGCGAGUGGUUCUCAAGGUGCUAGACCCCGGUCACCAUGACAUCGCCCUGGCCUUCUAUGAGACAGCCAGCCUCAUGAGCCAGGUCUCCCACGUGCACCUGGUCUUCGUGCACGGCGUCUAUGUGCACGGCUCCGAGAACAUCAUGGUGACGGAGUACGUGGAGCAUGGGCCCCUGGACGUGUGGCUGCGGCGGGAGAGAGGCCACGUGCCUCUGGCCUGGAAGUUGACAGUGGCCCAGCAGCUGGCCAGCGCCCUCAGCUACCUGGAAGACAAGAGUCUGGUUCAUGGCAACGUUUGUGGCCGGAACAUCCUGCUGGCACGGCUGGGGCAGGCGGAGGGCACCAGCCCCUUCAUUAAGCUGAGUGACCCGGGCGUGGGCCUGAGCGCCCUCUCCAGGGAGGAGCGAGUAGAGCGGAUCCCUUGGACAGCCCCAGAGUGCCUGUCUGGUGGAGCCAACAGCUUAAGCACCGCGGCGGACAAGUGGGGCUUUGGAGCCACCCUCCUGGAGAUCUGCUUUGAUGGGGAGGCCCCUCUGCAGGGCCGUAGCCCCUCCGAGAAAGAGCGCUUCUACCAAAAGCAGCACAAGCUGCCGGAGCCCUCAUGCCCAGAGCUGGCCACACUCACCAGCCAGUGCCUGACUUACGAGCCAGCCCAGCGGCCAUCCUUCCGCACCAUCCUGCGUGACCUCACUCAGCUGCAGCCCCAAAAUCUCUUUGAUGUCUUGUCUGUGAACCUGGACUUGCCUGUGUCAGAUCCCACGGUUUUCCACAAGCGUUAUUUGAAAAAGAUCCGGGAUCUGGGCGAGGGUCACUUCGGGAAGGUCAGCCUAUAUUGCUAUGACCCCACCAACGAUGGCACUGGUGAGAUGGUGGCAGUGAAGGCCCUUAAGGCAGGCAGCGGUCCCCAGCUCCGCACGGGUUGGCGGCGAGAGAUCGACAUCCUGCGCACGCUCUACCACAAGCACAUUGUCAAGUACAAGGGCUGCUGCGAGGACCAAGGUGAGAAGUCGGUGCAGCUCGUCAUGGAGUACGUGCCCCUGGGCAGCCUCCGAGACUACUUGCCCCGGCACAGCGUCGGGCUAGCCCAGCUGCUGCUCUUCGCCCAGCAGAUCUGCGAGGGUAUGGCCUACCUGCACGCGCAACACUAUGUGCACCGAGACCUGGCUGCGCGCAACGUGCUGCUGGACAACAACAGGCUGGUCAAGAUCGGGGACUUCGGCCUAGCCAAGGCCGUGCCCGACGGCCACGAGUACUACUGCGUGCGCGAGGAUGGGGACAGCCCGGUGUUCUGGUAUGCCCCAGAGUGCCUGAAGGAGUGUAAGUUCUACUAUGCAUCCGACGUCUGGUCCUUUGGGGUCACCAUGUAUGAGCUGCUGACCUAUUGUGACUCCAGCCAGAGUCCCCCUUCGAAAUUCAUUGAGCUCAUAGGCCACACCCAGGGACAGAUGAUGGUGCUGAGGCUCACUGAGCUGCUGGAACGAGGGGAGAGGCUGCCGCAGCCAGAGAAAUGUCCCUGUGAGAUCUAUCUGCUCAUGAAGAACUGCUGGGGAACAGAGGCCUCAUCCCGGCCGACCUUCCAGAACCUCAUACCCAUCCUCAAAAUGGUCCAUGAGAAAUACCGAAGCCAGGCCCCCUCAGUAUUCAGUGUCUGCUGAAGCCCACCAGCAGCUCUGCUUGGGGGAGAUUGGAGCAGGCAGGACCCACAGAGAGGGCCUCCCGCUCACUCCCUGCCCCAAGGAGAGCUCACAAGUGGGAGGUCAGCUUCACCGACUUCCUGUGCUGUGCUCCUGUCCGGAGAACACAUCUCUGUGAACUGACUUCCCUUGCCUUAGUCUCUUUGGGCUGCUAGAACGAGAUACCACAGACUGUGUGGCUUAUAAAUGACAAAAAUGUAUUUCUCACAGUUCCAGAGUCUGGGAAGUCCAAGAUCAAGGCAUCAGCCUAGUCAGGUCUUGGCGAAGGCCCUCUUCCUGGUUCAUAGCCUGUGCCUUCUCACUAUGUCCUCCCAAGGUGGAAGAGGACAAAGGAUCUUUCUGGAGCCUCUUUUAUAAGGGCACUAAUUGCUUUAGUGAGGGCCCCAUCCUCAUGACCUAUGCAGCUCCUAAUACCAUCACAUUGGGCAUUAGGAUUCCAACAUAUGACUCUUGAGGGGACACAGACAUUCAAACCAUAAAACCUUCCAAGGUAAUGAGCCUGACCCAGGCUCCUGAGGGACCCAGGACAACAGGGAGCUAACCAGGCCCUUGAAUCUGAUCUUUCUGCCGUCCUCCAGCACCCGCCCUUGGAGCCCACUAUCUCCCCUAGCUAGUAAUAGACUCAUAUUUCCUCUGCUAGAGGCAUGGUCCCUGGGCUCCUCUUCAGCAGAGUCUGCUCUCCUGGGGACUGCAGCUAGGGCAAGACACUCACUGCAGAAGCCAGAUUCAGCUAUUCAACCUUUGCUCACCUAUGAAUCACCAGCCAGCAAUUAAACCAGUGCCUGGAACACAGAAGGCCCUCAAUCUGUAUGUUAAAUAUGUCAGCAAAGGUCCCCUAAGGGGGACCACAUGCCACGUAGAUAAGAUUGCCAGUUUCACCCUUUUCUCACUGUGUGACCUCAGGCAAGUGGCUUCCCUUCUCUGGGCCUUAGCUCUCAACUAUGAACUGGGGAUGGGCGUGCUUGCUACCUUGUAGGACUAAUGUAAAGAGCUAAUGAGGUCAUGUUUGUCAAAUGCUUAUCAGAAAGAUAUACAAACAAGUGCUUAAUAAACAUUUGAUAGUAUUGUUAA